AUGGCACUUGUGAGCAGUGAAGUCUUGAGUCAGAAUUGGUAUACAGGGAAGGAUCGUUCUAUGUUGCCAACCAACUAUUCAGAAUGGGGGAGUGCUGCAAUACUAAUGACCAGUCGAGAUCAGGAAAAAGAAGAAAGCGCAGAAGCUGACAAUGAAAACAACGUAGGGGUGUCCAUAUCAAAGAACACCACGAAUGUAGCAGAAGCAUUAAAAGCAAACAUGGUUUUGUUAUGUCCCAUGGUCUUGCCAUUGACAGAACAAUUUCGUUAUGGGUUGUCCUUAGUGUUACAGAAAAUGAAGAUUUUGGACAAGAAAAGCAUCUAUAUACCAGAUUUCAGAAAAGGGUUCGAGCAUUCCUGCACCCAGAUCUCAAAAAUGACCCUGCAUAGAUUUGGGAAUACUUCAUCUUCCACAUGGUAUGAACCAAGUUAA
Fraxinus pennsylvanica is the source of this 432-nucleotide messenger RNA. The record is from the annotation of a GenBank genome assembly. Lineage: Eukaryota; Viridiplantae; Streptophyta; Magnoliopsida; Lamiales; Oleaceae.